Messenger RNA from Sitodiplosis mosellana (orange wheat blossom midge), 4159 nucleotides. It is a transcript of the gene metro, whose product is annotated as MAGUK p55 subfamily member 7. The record is from RefSeq and is a predicted model, not a curated record. NCBI's taxonomy places the organism in Eukaryota, Metazoa, Arthropoda, Insecta, Diptera, Cecidomyiidae. Gene Ontology annotation, cellular component: cell-cell junction; plasma membrane. Bases 762 to 2501 code for a protein of 579 amino acids. Gene Ontology annotation, molecular function: protein binding. The transcript is spliced from 11 exons.
AACCGCGACGACCGAAGGAGAAAUAUUCAGUAUUGUUCGCAAAAUGACGUAUGUAGCGUAUAAAACCAAUACAUGCACACAGACACACAUACGCGCCUGUACAACGCACACAUGUACAUGCACGCUGAUGAAAAAUCGAAAUCCACUGUUUACGCUUGAGCCUCAAUGAUAUUGGAAAAAGAAGAAGAAGAAGAAGAAAACCCGUAGUUCGUACACACUGUAGUGUUGAUGAAAACAUCGUCGUGAAUAAGCCUAGGCAGGCAGGAGUAUAGGAGGCGAGUGGCAGACCAGUACGGGCAAAAUAGAAGAGCAGUGCGCGCACACACAAAGGCGACACACACGAUAAAAUAAGAAUCGUGCAAGCAACGAAACAGAGGUAGCGUGAUGUCGACAAUGGCGAAAGGAAAACAUUGAAGGGUGCAUGAACAGAGAAAAAGAGAAGAAGAACGACUACGACGACGACAAAAAAAAAACGAAAAGAGAAAUAACGCGACGACAUAAAUAUUUCGGUGGGCUUGAGCAAAGUAGUAAAGUGUCAAAAAGUUUUGCGUUCGUUUUGUGUGGGCUAUUUUGUUUUUGUUAUUUUCGUUUAAUUUCACGUUCCUGUUAAAUGGACACGACGAAAAUUUUCAAAACAUUGACAGACUAUCGAAAGUGACGACGUCGACGACGACGACGAAGAAGAAGGAAAUCAGUGGCCAAAGAAAAUAGAGAGAUAGAAAGCGGAGAGUGUGUGACACAGAAGGAAAAUACAUUUUAGAAUGACAGCUGCAGUUAUGGCUGCCGAUGCUAGUUAUGAUCCAGUUCUGUCAAAAUUAGUGACAUCAUUAAAAGAAGCAGAAAGUUUAUCCAGCGAACAGGAACUGGGUUUCCUGCAAAAUCUACUGGAAUCAAAGGAAAUUAACGCAUUGGUCAAUGUACAUAGCAAAGUUGGGAAAGUGAUCAAAGAUGAAAAAUGUGCACCACUCAUGUCCAGCUCGAUACAGGUAGCAUUAGAAGUGUUGGAGCAGUUAUCACAGCGUUGCCAUAUUUCUCCGUUAUGCAAGGAAAUUUUUUAUUUACUUCAAAAGCCUCAUGUUCAGAGUUUGUUGGCUUCACAUGAUGCAAUAGCACAGAAAGAUUUUUAUCCACACUUGCCAGACAUACCGAUCGAGGUGGAUGAGGACGAAGAAACAGUGAAAAUAGUACAAUUGGUGAAAAGCAAUGAACCACUGGGUGCCACUAUUAAAACAGAUGAAGAAACCGGCAAAAUUAUCAUUGCACGUAUUAUGCACGGAGGUGCGGCCGAUCGAUCUGGUUUGAUACAUGUCGGCGAUGAGGUGAUUGAGGUGAACGGCAUUAAUGUUGAAGGAAAAACUCCAAACGAUGUGCUAACGAUUUUGCAAAAUUCAGAGGGAACAAUUACGUUCAAACUGGUGCCAUCAGAUGGAAAGAGCGGACAACGUGAGAGUAAGGUCCGUGUUCGGGCUCAUUUCGAAUACAAUCCGGAAAAUGACCCGUACAUUCCGUGCAAAGAGGCUGGUUUGGGUUUCACUCGUGGUGAAAUUCUGCAUAUCGUUGGACAGGACGAUGGUUACUGGUGGCAAGCACGAAAAGAAUGCGAACGAACUUCGCGAGCUGGUUUGAUACCAAGUCGAGCGCUACAAGAACGGCGUAUCAUUCACGAGCGCACGCAAAAGGAAACGAACGGAGACACGAAAAGCUCAUGUGCAUCAAUUUGUUCAACACCACCUCCUUCACCCGAUUCAAAUACAAUCACGUGUCGUGGACCAAAAACUAAAAAGAUUAUGUACAACUUAGAUGAAAAUGACGAUUUCGAUCGCGAACUCAUUGCCACAUACGAAGAAGUGUCAAAAUUGUAUCCACGACCGGGUGUCUAUCGGCCAAUUGUACUGAUUGGGGCACCGGGCAUUGGCCGAAACGAAUUGAAACGACGACUGGUUGCCCGUAAUCCCGACAAAUAUCGCAGCCCAGUGCCAUAUACCACACGUGCAAUGCGACCUGGUGAAGUUCCUGGUAGAGAGUAUUUGUUUGUCACCCGUGAUAAAAUGGAGGCAGACGUUUCAGCCGGAAAAUUUAUCGAGAGUGGUGAAUACAAGGGACACUUGUACGGCACAUCAGCCGAAAGUGUUAAGGCGAUUGUUAAUUCAGGGCAUGUUUGUGUACUGAGCCCACAUUAUCAAGCAAUCAAAUCGUUGCGUACGCCACAGCUAAAGCCAUUCAUCAUUCAUAUUCGAACACCGUCAUUCGAUCGAUUGAAAGCGACCAGAGAAGCACAUCGAGCACGAUCCACAUUCGAUGAAUUGAACUCGAGAGGUUUCACGGAUGAUGAGUUCAAUGAAAUGAUUACUUCAGAUGAGCGCAUCAAUUUUUUGUAUGGCCAUUUCUUUGAUGAGGAAAUCGUGAAUGAAACCUUAGCCACUGCCUUGGAGCAAUUGCUUGUGUGCGUAGAACGGGCCGAAACUGAGCCACUAUGGGCGCCAAGUUCAUGGGUGCAAUAAUUUGUGUUCAUUAGACAAUUCACAGAAUCCAAACCAGAAAAAGCAUCAACUUUCUAACGAUGAAAAACCAACCAAACGACCUCUCAUCAUCAUCGGUCAGUCAGAGAAAUUAGUGUCCCAAUUACCUCCGAUUUAUGAUAAAAUUACCCGAAGAAAUCGUUGAAUUUAAAACAAAUAUAUAUAUUUAAAAACAAAUGAUAUAUUAUAUAUAACGGAACAAUUUUAGCGAGAACAACACACAGGUUGUUCAAUUAAUUUCAAUGAUCCCAUCCAAAACCAAAAUAAAUUAAAAAAAAAAAAACAUAAGAAACACACACUUGGGUUAACGUGCAAAAAGAUAUUUUUGUUGUAGUAUUUAACAAAAUUAUAUAUUUCUAGUUUAAAUGGAUAUUGAAUGAAAAAAACACCAACCAAAAAAUAAAAACUAAAAGAAAAACUCCAGAAAAUAUAAAAAAAAUCGACGACAUUUAUAAAUGCGUUGAGCUUGUGUCAGAACAGACGAGAAGUUAAGCAAAAAUACUCACGUAUUGUAAUUGAUGAUUCAAAUUAAGACAACCACAUUAAGUCAAAUCUCAAACUGAGAACAGUUUUUAUUUCAACGGGUAUUUUGCACUCGCCAAUUAAAUAUUAUCUUUCUUAUCCAGUAUGUUCAUUUGAAAGGAAUUUACAUAUAACUAAACUCUUAGAACAAUUACCAUUUCUGCCAAUUCAAUUUCUCCAAUCUCUCUUGAUGAGAGAUUGGAAGAGAAGAGCACAAUUCGUUUAGGAAAGAAAAACUCAAAUUGGUUUUUAAACAAACAAAACAAAUGGAAAAUGCAUCAAUAUUCAAACUGAAUGAAUUAUUUCCUCUUUGAAACCAACAAACAACACAAACAUAGGCACUUGUCGAACCCAAACAUGAAAAAUACUAACGUUUAAAGCAGUUAUUGUAAGCCAUCCAUCGAAGUAAAUAAUAAUCCAGAAAGCUUUACACCAAAUCAAUAAAAUUAAAAAAGAAAAACAACGCUGUAAAGAACAAACUGAAAUAGAGAAUGAAUUACGAAAUGCAACUCUAACGAUGAGUUGAUGUUUAUUUUACACCUAGCAUUGAGAGAGAGAGAGAGAGAGAAAGUGAGAGUGAGUGUAAGCAUGAGAAGUACGCCGUAGUGUCGCUUGAAUAAAAUACUGUAUAUAAGCAUUUUCAAUCGGAAUUUUUAGUGCAAACAUAAACGAACGGAAACCAAUCAAAAUGGAUCACACAAACAAAUUCCGAAUGAAAGUGUCUGCGUCGAAUUUUUACCUCAUCCAAUCUGUAAAAAAAUGUAAAAUUCCAAACUGUUAAACCAUUUUAGAAGUAUAAAAAAAAAAUACUAACAGCAACAAAAAAAAAAACAACAAAAAACAAUCCGAAGAAUUACCAUAUUCAUACAUGAAACCAUACAAUCGAAAGCAACAACAAACAAUUAAUAAAUAAUUAUCCGACCCUACAAUUCAAUUCAAUUUGCAUCCAACUCAGUUUAUCUCAUGCAUUCUAAUCUGUGCUGCAUGAAGAAUAUGGAAAUGAAAUUAAAGACAAAUGAUCUAAUACUGAAACCCGUAUGUUUAUGACAAAUGACAAAGAUUUAAACAUUUCAAUUGUGUAUAUUUAUUUAUUUGACAAUAAAAAAAUUCAAUUGAAA